Cuscuta epithymum is the source of this 1213-nucleotide messenger RNA. NCBI's taxonomy places the organism in Eukaryota, Viridiplantae, Streptophyta, Magnoliopsida, Solanales, Convolvulaceae. The record is from the annotation of a GenBank genome assembly.
CAAUUUUUGGCCGGAAUAUUGAAUGGUACCGCCGGAUUCAACAUUUAAACGUAGUUGAGGUACUGUUUUGCUUCAUUAAAGAGUUACGGUACUAAAAUGCAACAUUACCGAUAGUUGAGGUACUGUUUAUGCAUUUUAGUCGAGGAAGGAGUUAAUUGGUUUUAUGAUGCUUUGUGUCGUUUUCACGCUGGGAAUUACUGGAGAAUUACUAGGUAUGAAACGUCUAGAUAACUUGCCCUUUCUUUUGAGGAAUACAGGUUUGGGAGAUUUGUUCGUUUGGUGGUGGUUGAAAAUGGGGGUAGUACUACCUUUAUUACACCAGAAGGUAGGAAAAGAUUUGGUUUUUGUCUGUUUAGCUCUGCUUUGUUAAAUCAAAUUGAUCUUUUCAAGAAAGUGAAAAUGGGGACAUCGGAAAAUGGCGUGGAUCAAGAAAUGGUGGAGGAUCACGGGGUUGUUUGUUCACAUUCAAAGUUUGAGGAUUCUGUGAUUGUGGAGUCUAUCUCCUCUCACAUAUUCCAAGAAGACUUAUUUUUGAAUGGAUAUCUUUCUUCUCCUAUUGGGCUUAUCUCUUCUAGUGAGACUAAAUACAUGAAUAGGGAUAUUGUCAUUUUGAAGGACGACGAUCUUGAGGGUAUGUUCAAGAAAUCCGGGGAAGAGAGGAGUAAUGUUGAGGAAAUCAUGCAAGUUACACCUAUUCAAGUCUCGUUUCCCGAGCAAAGCCAACAUAAAGCAAUCAAGGGUGGUUCUCAAUUGGGUUUUGAAGAUGCUUCAGAUGGGGAGCCUUCGGAAUAUGAUUCAGAUCAAGAGUUGUUUGCCCCAACUAUAAAAAGGCUUCUCAUAUUAGAAGAAGCACUCGACUCAGGGGCGGACCCAGGAAAUUGAUAUUGAGGGGGCGGUAAUUUAAAAAAAAAAUCUAGGCACUUAUUAUUAUAAGUUAUAACCUUAAUAUAAUAGUAAUUAAAUGAAGUAUUAAACCAUAAGCAAAAAUUAGAAGAAGAGACAAAUAUAUUAUUACACAAUAAUAAAGUUAGUACCUUAGAGUUGUGCCCGACGCUCCUUCAAUGAGAUAAAUUCCUCAAUCACGGCCUUUGAGUCAAAACUUUUAGCAAUUUCUCUUUCAAUAUAAACAACAAGGUUGUCUGCAAGAUACUCAUCCUCCAUUUUAUUGUAAAGCCUUGUUUUUAUAAUUUGCAUUGCUGAAAAAGCCCUUUCU